CAACCUAGCUUAAUUCUAAUACCAGAACUAAAACUCUUCUAAAUCACACUAAACAAAAGAAAAGUCUUUUUAACACUUCUCUUCUCUGACCAUUUCUCUUCGCUUUCUCAACCUUGCCUCUCUGCUCAUUCGCUUAGCUCUCUUGAAAACUCAUUGUGCUUUCGAUGAUGUUUCCUUUUUAACUUACACCGUAUUAUCUGAUCUGGGUUUUCUCUAUUUCUCAUUCAGAUCGUAGUUUUCAAGCAAAACUUUCCUUUACUCUUUGUUGGCUUCAGUCUUGAAAAACCAUUGAAAGAAACAAAAAGAACAAAAACAAAAGCCAGCUUUUUCUUUGGGGGUUUCAGUAACUUCCUUGAUUGGUAUAAUGAGAUUAUGAAAAAUGGGAUUUGUGUCAAAGAUGCAGAAUGUUGAUAUAUGUUUAAAGAAAAGGUAGGAAAAGAAGAGGAAUUAAAACAAGAAAAUGCGUUUCUUAUUAAUUUAAAAGGGCAAAACAUGCAGUUGGAUGAACCAUAUAGGAGUUUCUGUUGUGGUUUAGAAAACUUCUUCAGUUGUUUGAAAUUGUUUUUAAAGUGCUUCUUUUACCAUGAGAAGAGGUAGAGGAAAAGCAAAGAAGCAGACUGUUGUCCUUUCUCAUGAUGAUCCUGGAAGUGGUGAAGAUGAAAAAAUUCCAGCAUAUAAAAGAAGAGGAAGGCCACAGAAGCAAUUGAAGGAUGAUAUUGAGGAUGAUGAAGUGGAGAAGACUGAAGAAGAUGGUGAAGAUGUAAAAGGUUCCAUUCUUAUCAAGGAGAUGAAAAAUCGGGCUGCCACAGAGAAUGGAAGGAAGAGGAAAAGGUCAGUGCAGGCAAAAGAAAACAUAGAGUCAGUCAAGAAAGAAAAUGGCAUUACAACUAAUUCAAGCACUGAUGAUUCAACUAAAUGUGUUGGAUAUCGACAAAAUAGUAGCAGGCGCAAAAAUAAGCCUCGACGGGCUGCUGAAGCUGUUGUUGAGUGCAAGAUUUUCUCUUUUUCCGUUUGGGUACAAGGAGAAAAGCCUAUGAUGCAAUUUGAGGUUCAGGGAGGGAAAGGAAAGGAAGUCUUGAAGUCAGAAAACCGGCGGAGUAAAUGUGCUUGUAUAUGUUGAAGAACUAAAGCAUUGAGCAAAUGGCGCUUGUGAAAGGAAUGCCAGAUUCUUGUUAAGAUUCCUUUCUGAACUUUGGUAAAGAAGAUCAGUUGAUUAACAAGGUGCUGUAGUUUUUCCUUUUUCUAUGCUUCUAAGCCCCUUUCACUGCAAGGUAUCUUUUAGCUGUCGGCUAUAGAUGUAAUGAUUAAUAUCAUUAGUUUGACACAUUUAUGGAAGAAAUCUCUUAUAUGCGUAAAUCAUGCCAUAUUCAUCUUUAGUAGAAACUGAAUAUCAUCAUUAUUAUGUAGCAUACACGUAGAAAAUAGAUCUAUUUAUUCACACAUCUCUGGUUUUCUAGUCCAAUAGCAUCGUUUUGCUUUUUCAUCCAUUUUGCAUGUUUCUUUGGUUUACUUCACUUUACCUAAUGGUAAAUCUGGAUAGUGAGCUUUAUGGAUUAUGAUUGAAAUUUUAUUGAAAAUCUCUUAUCAAACACUCCUAAUGAAAUCUAUAAUACUAAACCUGUAUUAAAAACAUAAAAUUUUGUUGGUGAUAAAUGUUUAAAAAUUACAGAGAACACAAUGUUGGUUGUUGCUAUUAACUAAAAAGAACCUACAUUUGUUGUUCUGAAUUGAGUGCUUCCAAAGGUAUCGGAUAGGCUGGUUCUUGUAUUGAUCCUCAAUUCUUCGUAAACAAAAGCCACCUGUUUAAUGGUUGUGUUUCCAUGUUUGGUGACUGUGAGUUAUGACGUGUGAGAUAGUUUCAACGUGUCAACAACAAUUAACUUUUUUUUUUUUUUUGCAAUGGGUUCCUGCAACUGCAAAUGUCA
Durio zibethinus is the source of this 1925-nucleotide messenger RNA. Lineage: Eukaryota; Viridiplantae; Streptophyta; Magnoliopsida; Malvales; Malvaceae. The record is from RefSeq and is a predicted model, not a curated record.